UUUCAAAACAAGCUUGGUCUUGUUGCUCUUGUCGCUGAUUCCUAAUGUGCAUGGAUCUAUUUAACAACCUGAAAAAGUCAUCGUCUGCAUGGGCUUUGAAAUAUUCACAUCAGAACAAAAUGGCAACAAAAGAAGACAACAUCACUGGGCCUUGCUGCAGUAUUGGAAGUCUGUUAAAUCCACAUAAAGCAGGAACAAAAACAGCUCACAACUCACAGCCAUUUAUCAAACCAAAACUGGGAAUAAUGAAGCUGAAAGACCGACUCCUUAAAAAGUUCCAUGCACAGAUUAAGAAGCAUACUAACAAUGACAGAGAACAAACAGAUUUCUCAAUGGAGGUGUCCAAAUGCAUCCUGAGGGAGCUUGCAGCUGAACUGGACAGAUUGGUCCCGCUCAGAGAACUGCUUAUCCAGUCUGAAGUGAGAGAUGACAAAAUUCAUCAGGAAGAGAGCCAAACUCUGGUUCUGCAGUGGGCUGAUGAGCUGAACUCCCAACAGCAAAAGAGAAAACAAGAAACCACACAGGUGCUGACAGAGCUCAAGACAACAGAAGAUGAUGAAGAUUCCCAUAACCUGGACAAGGAACAGAGAUUACAAGAUGCGAAAAUGAUCCUUUCAGACUGGACCUGGAAACUUAAAAGCAAGGAGUCAGUGAAACUUGGAGAGGAGUAUAAAACUGUGUUACAGGAUCUCUGUAAACAGUGGAAGAAAGGGAAGCUGGUCAACAUUCUACCUAUCAUGGACUUCAUAAUCAGGAUUUUACUUCAGAAAAACAAGACUGAGGAAUCCAUCCUUAAACAGUGGUUUAGGAGUGAAAAGGUGUUUAGGAAAGCAGGGGGCUUGUAUAUCCCUAUUCCAGUGUGGAAUUGCAUCACAAGACAUCCAGCUGAAGUUAUUCUGGAUCCAGAAACAGCAAAUCCUGAUCUUAUGGUGUCUAAGGAUGGGCGCUUUGUGAGAACAAAGACUCACGAAGAAUCCACACCUGAUCCCUGGGCUGAAUAUCAAAGAAAACAUUCUAAGUAUGAUGGCUGGACGUGUGUCCAGGCUAAAAAGGGCUACACAACAGGCAGGUGUUAUUGGGAAGUUGAUGUGAGGGGGAAAUAUGAAUGGAGAAUAGGUGUAGUGAAGGAGUCUGCCCCACGACAUGGUUAUGUUAAAAUGAACACAACAGUAGGGUUUUGGACUCUGCGUCUGCAGCUCGGCUCUCUGAUGGCUCUGACUGAUCCAGUCACCAAACUCAAUCACAUUGCUCUCUCUAAGAUAGGAGUAAAUUUAGAUAUAGAGGAAGGCCGAGUUUCUUUCUAUGACUCAGAGAGAAGGAGACAUAUUUACACAUUUAAAACAAACUUCAGUAAGUCUGAGAGAAUUUACCCUUUGUUUGGCACAGUGGAGACAGACAGAGCACUGAGGAUUAUUUAAGUCUGGCCGUUUGAUUUCACCUUCUUUCUAGGUGAAACACUGACCAUUUUCAAUGUAGAGUUAACAGCCUUCUCUUUCCAAAAUGCAUCCUCUCUAACCUCACCUUUCUGACCUUUUCAGAACAUUACCAAUCUGACACAUCAAUAAAUCUAACAUCAGUUGAGCUCCUAAUUACUCUUAGAAUUUUAAUUGUUAAAACUUUUUCACUUUGUGUUUGACUUCACUGUCAUUUCAAGGAGAUACUUAUGUUUGCUGCAAAAAGUCACACAGCUUUUCAGCAGCAGGCCUAAUUUAUCAGGGUUCAGCUGAACAGUGAGAAUCAGUUUUUGUUGUAUCUUAACUGUAAUCCUGUAUUCAGCUACACCAUGAGGCUCCUAGAUCAAACAAAAGUCUUGUUAUUCAGCAUUCAGACUAGUCAGAAGUCUUGUUACUCAAUUUCUACAGUCUUCAACACUGGACCCUGAAUCCAGUUUCUGUAUCCAAGACCCCUGCAAGACUUGAAGAGACCUGAAGGCUUGUAACUUAGUCUCUGCAACAACCAGAAGUGUAGCAUGUAGUACGUAGCGCUGUAAUCUCCAUAGUCAAACACUGGAAGUAGAAUGGAUCAUAAUGAAGAGCUCUGUGACUCAGUGACAUUACAUUUCUGCCCUGCUAGAUCUGCUCCAGUCAAUUUUAAGUGCAAUUACUGUGCAGUGGAAGCAUCUAGGAGCAACAACAGCUUAGCCAUGAAGCAGUAGACCACACAAACUUAUCAAGUGAGGCCAUCGAGUGCUGAAGCACAAAAAAAGUGUGAAAAAUCCUCUGUUGCAUCACUUACUACAGAGUUCCAAACUACCUCUGUAAGCAACAUCAGCACAAGAACUGUGCAUUGGGAGCUUCAUAAAAUGGGUUUUUAUGGCCAAGCAGCUUCACACAAGCCUACGAUCACAAUGCACAAUGCCAGGCUUUGGCUGGAGUGGUGUAAAGCAGGUGGACACUGGACAGUGGAGUGGUGGAGACGUGUUCUCUGGAAUGGUUAAUCGUGCUUCACUAUCUGACAGUCUGAUGAACAAUUCUGGGUUUGGCAGAUGCCAGGAGAAUGCUGCGUACCAGAAUGCCAGUAGUACAGUUUGGUGGAGGAGGGAUGUUUUUCAGGGUUUGGGCUCAGCUCAUUAGUUCCAGUAAAGGGUAAUGUUAAUGCUACAUCAUACAAAGACUGUUUAGAUAAUUAUAUGCUUCCAACUUUGCGGCAAACGUUUGCGGAAAGGCCCUUUCCUGUUUCAGCAUGUUCCAACUGUGCCUAUGUGCACAAAGUGAGGUCCAUAAAGACAUGAUUUGAUUAGUUUGGUGUGGAGGAACUCCAGUAGCCUGCCCAGACCCCUGACCUUAACACCAGUAAACACGUUUGGGAUAAAUUUGAACAUCGAUUAUGAGCCAGGCCUUCCUGUCCAACAUCUGUGCCUAACCUUACAAAUGCUCUUUUGACUGAAUAGGCACACCGCACACCGGCUCCCUCUGCACUAAAAGCCAGGUUAGAUCAGGAGUCACAACCCAAAUGAUAAGAAGAGCCAUUUUGUCCUUUCAAC
Molecule: messenger RNA, 2983 nt
Organism: Colossoma macropomum (tambaqui)
Lineage: Eukaryota; Metazoa; Chordata; Actinopteri; Characiformes; Serrasalmidae
Product: E3 ubiquitin-protein ligase TRIM7-like
Exons: 11
Coding region: 45-1418 (457 amino acids)
Molecular function (GO): protein binding
Source: RefSeq, a predicted model, not a curated record